This is a messenger RNA of Brachypodium distachyon (stiff brome), 3670 nucleotides long. Its product is annotated as C2 and GRAM domain-containing protein At5g50170. The transcript is spliced from 9 exons. Lineage: Eukaryota; Viridiplantae; Streptophyta; Magnoliopsida; Poales; Poaceae. The record is from RefSeq and is a predicted model, not a curated record. Bases 363 to 3449 code for a protein of 1028 amino acids.
CCGCGCGACCCGUUGGACUUCCGCAGCUGGUCGGCCGUGGCAACGGACAACUCCCCACGCAAACCCACCCCAAGAAUCCCAAGACUGACUUCCCGCUGCUGCCCAGAACGGUCGGCCAGCGCGUGUCGCGCCUCUCCUCCCGCCGCGUGCCCCUGCACCGUCCCACGUCACGACGUCCCCGCCCCACAAAAUCCACAACACCUCUCAAAUUGAACCACCCCCGUCGGCCUCCCCACUUUCCCAUUACCGCUUUUGAUGAUCUAUUACCGCUUCCACGGUUCCACCACCCAGAAAGAGUAGUCUAGACUCCAGACUCGAUACUCUCUCUAGGAGUCUCUACCUACAACAGCGGCAGCAUCGCCAUGCGGCUCUACGUGUGCGUGCUCGAGGCGCGGGGCCUCCCGGCGCCGCCGCACUGCGCUCACGGCGGGUGCGGAUGCGGGGCGGUCUACACGAGGGUGAAGGUGGGGGCGCAGAGGGCGCGGACGCGGGCGGUGGAGCUUGCUGGCCCAGGCUCCGCGGCGGCGUGGAACGAGGAGUUCGUGUUUCCGGUGGGGGUGGAGGAGGAGGGUGACGAGGUGGUGGAGGUCGGGGUGGCGCGCCGCCUGGAGGGGGCCGGGAGGGAGGUGCUGGGCAGGGUCAAGCUGCCGGUGCCGGCCGUGCAGGCGGCCUCCGGGACCCAAUCCAUGCCGCCGACGUGGUUCACGCUGCAGCCCAAGCACCGCCGGAAGGGGGGCGCCGCGGAUUGCGGGAAAAUCCUUCUCACAGUUUCACUAUAUGGAGAAAACAAUGACAAUGCACUCAUCCACUCAUCUCCCUGUCCAAGCUCUAGGAGUGACACCGAUGUUGAAUUUGAGAGAUCAACCUGCAGGGAACAUUCAGACCUUAAUGGUGGGGCGGUUGAUUCCCCCAGGAAUUCUGCAGUGGAACGAGUGUCUCUAGAUGGCUCUGACCGUUCAAUAAAAGCACAUUCUAAUUCAAUUUCUGAAGAUGAUGAUACGAUAGAGUCUAGUCCAUCAACCUCAAAGAUGGCACUUGAUAGUGACACUGAACCACCAAUUCCAGAUGCAAGCUUUGAAGAAGCUAUGGAAACCAUGAAGUCAAAAGGUAGUACAGCGGACAUACCGGAAGAUCUUGCUGGUGGCAAAAUAUUUGAGCACACAUACCUUGUGGAGUCGAAGGAUCUGAACUCUCUUCUCUUUGGACCUGAUUCCCAGUUCUCCCGAGACCUGCGUGAUCUGCAAGGAACUAUGGACUAUGAUGAACAGCCAUGGACAUGGAAGAGCCAGGAUCCUCCUAGCUUAACUAGGACAUGUCGAUACACUAAAGGCUCAACAAAACUUAUGAAAGAUGUCAAGACUAUUGAGGAACAGACAUAUCUGAAAGCUGAUGGCAAGAAUUUUGUGAUUAUGACUCGUGUCCGUACACCUGAAGUUCCAUUCGGAAAUUGUUUUGAAGUUGUUUUACUGUACAAAAUCACUCACUGCCCUGAGUUGUCAUCGGGUGAAGAGUGCUCACAUCUGACUGUAUCAUACAAUGUGGAGUUCCUGCAGAGUACCUUGAUGAAAAGUAUGAUCGAGGGAAGUGUCCGGGAUGGAGUCAAAGAGAAUUUCGAAAGUUUUACGGAAAUUUUGUCUCGGCAUGUGAAAUUGGCUGAUUCUGCAGGGAUGGAUAAAGAGCAGUUAUUGGCACCACUGCAGACAGAUCACCAGUCACAUAUCAGACUUGCUUGCAAAUAUUUUUGCAAUUUUACUGUCAUGUCUACAGUGAUAAUGGCCAUGUAUGUUCUUGUUCACAUCCUUCUAUCUAAACCAGGCCCACUUAUGGGUCUUGAGUUCACUGGUCUAGACUUACCUGACACGUUUGGAGAGCUCAUCACAUCUGGCAUACUAGUUCUUCAGAUGGAGCGUUUAUUGAAUAUGAUAUCCCGUUUUGUUGAGGCAAGAAUACAGCGAGGAGGGGAUCAUGGGGUUAAAGCAACUGGUGAUGGUUGGCUAUUAACUGUAGCUCUUCUAGAGGCUACCAGCUUGCCACCAGUUUCUUGCGGAUCAGUAGAUCCUUAUGUUGUGUUCAGCUGUAAUGGUAUAACAAGAACAAGCUCUGUUCAACUUCAGACUCAAGAACCUCAAUGGAACGAGAUAAUGGAGUUUGAUGCCAUGGAAGAGCCACCUGCAACGUUGGAUGUUGAGGUUUUCAAUUUUGAUGGCCCAUUUGACUUGGCAAUUUCACUGGGACAUGCAGAAAUUAACUUUCUUAAACACACAUCAGCCGAACUAGCAGAUAUAUGGGUACCAUUGGUGGGAAAGCUGGCCCAGACAUGCCAGAGUAGGUUACAUUUACGAAUAUUUCUUGAGAACACGAAAGGACCUGAGACGUCAAAGAGAGAGUACCUUAGCAAGAUGGAGAAGGAAGUCGGCAAGAAGUUACACGUCCGGUCACCCCACAGAAAUUCAACAUUCCAGAAACUUUUCAGUUUGCCUCAUGAGGAAUUCCUUAUAGCAGAUUAUGCAUGCUCAUUGAAGAGGAAAUUGCCAUUACAGGGAAGGCUAUUUUUGUCAGCCAGAUUGGUUGGUUUCUAUGCUAAUUUGUUUGGACAUAAAACGAAAUUCUUCUUUCUGUGGGAAGAUGUCGAGGAAGUCGAAGUGUUACCUCCAUCUUUCACAACAGUAGGCACACCAUCACUGGUGUUUACAUUAAAGAGUGGACGAGGGCUUGAUGCCAAGAGUGGUGCGAAAUCCCAAGAUAAGGAAGGGAGGUUGAAAUUUCAGUUCCAUUCAUUUGCAUCGUUUAGCAAAGCUAAUAGGACAAUAAUUGGCCUGUGGAAAACAAAAUCGUCAGCUAUUGAACAGAGGGCCAAGCUAGAAGAAGAUCGAGAAGACGAGAGCUAUGAUGAGCUUGACGAUGUUCAAACCGUGCUGAGCACCGGAGAUGUCUCCCUCUCAAAGGAGUAUACUGUGGAGCAUCCUAUUGAUGCAAAUUUGCUGAUGGGGGUGUUCGACGGUGGCCCCCUGGAGACGAGGACAAUGAGCAAGGUCGGGUGCCUCGAUUACACCGCGACCCCGUGGGAGCAGACGAAGCCGGGCGUCCUUGAGAGGCACGCCAGCUACAAGUUCAACCGCUACAUGUCCAUCUUCGGCGGCGAAGUGGUCAGCACCCAGCUCAAGUCCCCCUCGGAGGACGGCGCCGGCUGGAUGGUGCACGACGUCAUGACGCUUCACAACGUCCCCUUCGGCGACUACUUCCGGGUCCAUCUGAGGUAUGAUAUACGGAGCGUGGCGUCGGAGCCGGCGAGCAGCCGGUGCGAGGUCUACGUAGGGAUCGAGUGGCUCAAGAGCAGCAAGUUCCAGAAGAGGAUUGCCAGGAACAUCUGCGACAAGCUGGCCAAUAGGGCGAAGGAGGUGCUUGAGGUGGCCGGCAAGGAAAUAACAACCUCGGCCUUAUCGGCCUAGCUAGCUAGCGCCAAAGCUGGAGGAUUCUGUUUUUGUUCUCCUGUCUUCCGGCUUGCGUGUCAUCAGCUUUUCGUUCCUUAGCUGACAGGGAAGUUUACACAGGAAGAAGAUCACUAACACCGUGUGGGACAAGUAUAUACCGAUAUUGCAACUUACCAUACAAGUAGAUACUAAAAAGAACGGUGGAAAUCUUCUGUGCAAAAAGAUGUGUCGUUCUCGGA